Messenger RNA from Gavialis gangeticus (Gharial), 6689 nucleotides. RefSeq names its product pyruvate dehydrogenase phosphatase regulatory subunit (gene PDPR). The coding region runs from base 164 to 2803 and encodes 879 amino acids. NCBI's taxonomy places the organism in Eukaryota, Metazoa, Chordata, Crocodylia, Gavialidae. Gene Ontology annotation, cellular component: mitochondrial matrix; mitochondrion; cytoplasm. The record is from RefSeq and is a predicted model, not a curated record. Gene Ontology annotation, molecular function: oxidoreductase activity; protein binding. The transcript has 18 exons.
GGAUUGGCCCGGGGGCGGUGACGUAAGCGCAGGCUGCAGUCGCGCAGUGGCCGUAAAGCGCGGACGCCCGCGCGCCGGCCGGAGCCGACCGAGAAGUGGAUGUGAAAUAGCCACUAAGCGUGUAUAGGCUGCUCCUUGAUAGAGCUGAUAGACACCUGUCAGGAUGUUUCUGCGCAUGCUGUCAGAUGUGCGGUGGUGGACAGCCAGCUCAAGGUGGAGAAACAUGGCCAGCUCUCGGAGCAGUGCCACAAGUGCAGCAGAGCCUCACUUGAUCUCCCUGCCAGCACAGGCGCAAGUGGUAGUCUGUGGUGGUGGAAUCAUGGGCACAUCAGUAGCAUAUCACCUUGCCAAGUUAGGCUGGAAGGACAUAGUCUUACUGGAGCAAGGCAGGCUGGCUGCUGGCACCACUCGAUUUUGUGCUGGCAUUGUGAGCACUGCCAGGCAUGUGUCCAUAGAGCUCAAGAUGGCUGACUAUUCAAACAAGUUGUAUCAGCAGUUAGAACAAGAGACAGGAAUAAAAACAGGGUAUAUGAAGACCAGCUCUAUUUCACUGGCUCAGACUCAGGACCGACUGAUCUCCCUGAAACGCAUUGCUUCAACACACAAGGUAAUGGGGAUACCUUGUGAAAUCAUCACCCCAAAGCAAGUGGCACAACUACACCCACUAAUUAACAUUCACGACCUUGUGGGGGCUUUAUAUAUGCCAGAGGAUGCAGUUGUAUCAUCUGCCGAUGUGAGCCUUGCUCUAGCAAAUGCUGCCUCUCGGAAUGGUGUCCAGAUCCAUGACAGGACGAGUGUCAGUCAUAUCCUGGUCCAGAAGGGUCAUGUGACUGGAGUUGAGACUGACAGAGGGCAGAUUCAAUGCGAGUAUUUUGUCAACUGUGCUGGCCAGUGGGCCUAUGAGCUGGGUCUUUCCAGUGAGGAACCAGUCAGUAUCCCACUGCAUGCCUGUGAACAUUUUUACCUCCUGACGCAUCCCUUGAAGAAACCUCUAGAAAGCAACACACCAACCAUUGUGGACUUAGAUGGUAGGAUCUACAUUCGCAAUUGGCAAGGCGGCAUCCUUUCUGGGGGCUUUGAGAAGAACCCCAAGCCCAUCUUUACUGAGGGCCGGAACCAGUUGGAGAUUCAGAACCUGCAUGAAGACUGGGAUCACUUUGAGCCACUGCUGAGUGCCCUUCUCCGUAGAAUGCCAGGCUUGGAGACGCUGGAGAUAAUGCAAUUGGUGAAUUGCCCAGAAUCCUUUACACCAGACAUGCGGUGCAUCAUGGGAGAGUCGCCCACUGUACAAGGCUAUUUUGUCCUGGCUGGGAUGAAUUCCGCUGGAAUCUCUUAUGGUGGGGGAGCAGGCAAAUAUUUGGCUGAGUGGAUGGUAAAUGGGUAUCCAUCAGAAAAUGUGUGGCCCCUAGACCUAAAGCGUUUUGGUGCUCUUCAAAGCAGUCGCACCUUCCUCCGUCACCGUGUCAUGGAAGUUAUGCCCCUCAUCUGUGAUUUGAAGGUUCCCCGUUGGGAUUUCCAGACUGGCAGGCAGCUACGUACAUCCCCUCUCUAUGAUCGCCUGGAUGCUCAGGGAGCUAGAUGGAUGGAGAAACAUGGAUUUGAGAGACCGAAGUAUUUUGUCCCACCUGGGAAAGAUCUACUGGCUUUGGAUCAGAGCAAGACCUUUUACAAGCCAGAUUGGUUUGAUAUUGUGGGCUCCGAGGUCAAGUGCUGCAAAGAGGCUGUUUGUGUCAUUGACAUGUCAUCUUUUACCAAGUUUGAAAUAAGUUCCACAGGGGGUCAGGCGCUGGAGGUUCUUCAGUACCUUUUCUCGAAUGACCUGGAUGUUCCAGUUGGACAUAUUGUGCACACGGGCAUGCUAAAUGAGAAAGGAGGUUAUGAGAACGACUGCAGCAUUGUACGCUUAAACAAACGCAGCUUUUUCAUGAUUUCCCCUACUGACCAGCAAGUACAUUGCUGGACAUGGCUGAAGAAGCACAUGCCCAGUGACAGUAAUCUGUUGCUGGAGGAUGUAACCUGGAAGUACACUGCUCUCAAUCUCAUUGGCCCUCGGGCUGUGGAUGUCCUGUCUGAAUUAUCCUAUGUCCCAAUGACUCCAGAACACUUCCCCUCUCUCUUUUGCAAGGAGAUGAGUGUGGGGUAUGCUAAUGGUAUCCGUGUGAUGAGCAUGACGCACACAGGGGAACCUGGAUUCAUGUUAUACAUCCCUAUAGAGUAUGCGCUGCAUGUGUACAAUGAGGUGAUGAGCGUGGGACAGAAAUAUGGCAUCAGGAAUGCUGGCUAUUACGCACUCCGCAGCUUACGCAUCGAAAAGUUCUUUGCAUUCUGGGGCCAGGAUCUGGACACCUUCACGACUCCCAUGGAAUGCGGGCGAGAAUUCCGUGUCAAACUGGAGAAGGGGACUGACUUCAUUGGUCGGGAUGCACUGAUGCAGCAGAAGCAAAAUGGUGUGUAUAAGCGCUUCACCAUGUUCAUCCUUGAGGAUCAUGACACUGAUUUGGACCUCUGGCCUUGGUGGGGGGAACCCAUUUACCGCAGUGGUUGCUACGUCGGUAAGACUACCAGCAGUGCCUACAGUUACACUCUUGAACGUCAUGUCUGCCUGGGCUUUGUUCAGCACUUUGAUGAGAAGACUGGGGAAGGGCUAGUGGUAACACCUGACUUUAUCAAUCGUGGAGAAUAUGAGAUUGAUAUUGCUGGACAACGCUUCCAGGCUAAAGCCAAGCUCUACCCCUUCAGCUCCCUCUUCACUCAGCGACGUCGGAAGGAUGAGAUGGAACUGAGCAGCUACCAGGGAAAGUAACAGCAUCUGGCUAUGUGCCUCUGAAGCUUGUCACCAUUCUCCUCCGAUUUCUGCUCCUUAUACCUUUUCACCCAUAUGGCUCUUCCUCCUUUUGUCUUUCAGGUUUUAAACCUUUUGGGAAUGUUUAAAUUUUGUACAUUUUACAGCUUUAAUUUUCACUUUUCCCACCCCUGCAAUCUUUAAUAGUCUUCUUUAAUCCUUCCCUUGUCAUGCUCCUGCAUAACCCUGUGGCAGAAGCAUGGCAUUGUGUUUCAUCCAAGAGGCCAUAUGGAGUACAUGUCAGAAAGCUCACAGGGGAGUAAGCAACUUGAAAGGCCAUAUUCCAGUGACCAUACUCUUUGGAUACUCAUCACAUCCAGAAUGUCAGAUGUGUGCUGGCCUGUAAUUCUGGCUUUUUGUCCCCUUUGGCUGAACUCUUAUGCAACUAGAGCCACAAAUUUCAGUGGAGUUGCCAAACCUUUCAUAAUGUGCACACAGGACCCGCCUUAGGGGUGCUUAUUAACUACUAGGUUCCACUGAGAUCCUGCUGACAAUUCUCUUGUUUCAGAGGGGUCAGCAAUAGAGUGAUCAGCUACCUCACUGGCUAAAAUGCAAUCACAGCAUAAUGUGAGCAGCAGUGAAGUGACCAUUUUUGCUGCGUUCCAGGUGGUUCUGCCCCUCACUUGUCAUCCUCCCCUUCCCCACAAGGGAGUGACUUUAACAGUUUUGUUCAUUAGGCUACUGAAAUAACAAAAUUGGUUUUGGUAAGUUUCUCCCCACCCCCUUUUGCUUUGGGACACUGAAAAAUAAUGACUUUUUUCUGGACAUAACAGAUUCUGGAAGUGGUAUCCAAGCACUCAGAACCUAACAGGCUUGCAUUGAUUAUGAAGAACUAAGAUAGAAUGGUGAGAAAAGGGAUGAAGGAUGUUAAACUGUAUUGGGAUUCACGAUGAAAAGAAGAAGCAGUCUAGCCUGGAGGCAGGACUUCAGUUUACUUCCUGUGAAUAUCUGUUUCCUUUCCCCAAGGAAGCCCUCUGGGCUGAACCUGUCAUAUUUUUAAAUAGCAUUUGGGUUUCCUUCAGAAUAAUAUUAUUUUAUUUAUAACACAUUUCCUUCUUUCAGGAUUCCAAAGUGUAUUUAAGCUUACUUACAGGAAUAAAUUGUCUAAAGUUUAUACUUCAGACACCGCUUGAGUAUAAUAUAAACGGCUGUUUGACAGGUCACAGCUAAUAGUAAUGUACAAAACAGGAGUAGAAUACUGCCUCUGAUUAAUAUGAUUUAUGUAAUUUGUCCAGUAAUAUUGCUUGUGGAGUUUGAACAUACUGGGAUUUGCUCUGUAUUUCAUCUAGAAGUUUCACAAGGUUUCUGUAGCAAAUGAUCAGAAUCUUUGUUUCACAGCCCCGCCGGUGGGAAAAUAAAUGCAUACAGAGUUGUGUUCAGAACUGCUAUAGAGGACUGUCACCUUAUGAAUCACCAGUGUUAUGUUCUGUAGAAUGCUUAGCUCUCUUUGGAGGUCUCCCACUGAAAUAACAGUCAGUCCUGACUUGUUUUAGUUUGAUAACCGUACUGUUGACUGAUGAGCCAGGAUGAAGUUUUACCACUUGGCACCCUGCAGUUCUCAGAGAAAAGUCUUAAAAACUUUCCUCUUAUUUAGCACAAAGACACUUUGUGUGUGGGGAUGCAUCAGCCAUUCUGCUCAAGAAGGACAGUGUAAAAUAUUGUACACAGUAAGGGAGGAUUGAAUUAGCAGAAUAUAACUACCCAAGUUGGUGUUUGGUCAGAACACCAUUCAGCUGCUUAUCUGGAGUGACAAGGCAACACUUUAAUGUAACCAGAACGAAAGAGUAGUGGACAAUUGACACAAACUCCUAAAUCAGGCUAACCUCACCUAAAUCAAUGGAAAAUUACUCUUGAAAAAGUUGGAAUAAAACUUCACUGGUGUAAAUUACAUCUGCUUUAGGUGCUUCCUGUCUGCAUCCAUACUGAAGUAGCUGUUUGCUUAAGUAGAGAGUGUUAUCACACCUUGCUAUGUACAUCUACCCUUGGAUAGUUGCAUAUCCAUCCAUUCCGGAUCCUGGUAUACAUCAGUAUAAAAAACAGAUGUAAAUUAUACCAGGGUAUGCAUUCAUUGUUCUGUGCCUGUAACAAAACCUGGUUCAGACUACAGCUAAAACCAGUAGCGUAGUAGUACUGUGCCCUCAUUGCUUUGCCAUUCUUUUUAAGCAAAAUUUCAAUUUAAAUCCUGUUUUUCCCCUUUCAUAAAUACAAUUCUCUGGCACUAUAGAAUCUCUGUGGAAAAACAUUUUAAAUAAGAUAUGGCUUCCAUAGUCCCAGACAGGUCAGUACCUAUAAACCUGUCUAUUUAAAAAAAAGUGAUUUGUGACCUAGCCCUCUUCAAGAGUUCGUUUCCACAUUGCUCCAAAUCCAUUUAAUCUGACAGUACCAGCAUAAAGGAAGAAAAUAUUUUGUAAUGGUAUCCCACAAAUAUAAUUCUUUCUGGGUUGCUCUGUUCUUGCUGAGAUGGUUAAGAGUUAAGUUCUUACUAUUUUGAUCCUGGAAGUGAGAUAUGGUUUGGCCUGUAACACCAGCUCUGACUUCCUUUCUUAUUACCAAUUCUCUCCUUUCUUUUCCUCCCCAACUAUACUCUUCAGAUAAUGUUCAAAUCUAGUUUGGUUUUUUUCUUGGUAGAUAUUUGUCUUUUGUGCUGCUGGGGAUUAAUUUGACUUUGGCAACUUGAAUCCCAGCCAAAGAGACAAUGGAUUUUAAACUGCACAACCAGGUACUGAGGUCAAAGACUGAAGUUGUGGCUUUUCCAUAAUGUCUUAAUACCCUUAAAGAGAAAUGGCAAUGUGUUUGUUUUUUUAUUGUAUUUGAUUCAUAUGUAAUCAUUCUAAUCUCUGUAUUAAUAACAAAAGGUAAACUACUAAAGGAUUUUAAAAGGUUUUUUUUGGGACUUGUGUAUGAUCCAUUCCUAAAACCCUUAAUGGAAAAAUAAUCUGAAGUGUGAAAAAUGCAGCAGCUUUUGCAUUUUCAACUAUUGCCUUUGGGCAGACUUAGUAUUUUUAAAUGAUUUGUUGACCCCCACUCCAGCCAGCUCUUUUCCAGAUCCCUUUAUUGGUCUCUUUCUGCAUCAAGCUUAAAAUCUUUAGUUUCAAGAUUCUAGAUCGCUCUUGCCAAUGCCUAUAACUCAGCCUUUAUCUUUUUGUAAUCCCCCUUCCUCAUUCCCAUGCUUUUUGCUUAAUCCUUCUGGACUCCACAUCUAUUUUCAUGCUACCCAUAGUCCAUCUGGACCCUCCUUUUCCAAUGGAGCAGUCUCUUAUCUAUCUUGGCUUGCCUUCCAUUCAUCUAUCUGUUUAUGCUUUGCAUUAAUUACUGUGUUCUCAGGGAAUCGUAUCACCCUUGUCCAUUCCUCCCUCCUCAACCUGUUGUCAGUUCUAGUAAACAGAUGGCAAGUUCUCUGGUUGAGUACUGGUUCUGGGUUUUUUUGUAAAGCUACCUGAAGAAUUACUUUGCAGGACACAUGCUGAAUUGUAGUGAUGAAUGCAGACAGAAUUAGGACAGUGUUAUCCAGGAUACCAUUUUUUUUCCUACCAGCUCGCAUUUAAAAAAAAAAAGAGAGAGAAAAUCAAGCAAAAUUGGGUGUCAUGGUGGAAAUAUAUUUAUGUAAUAGAGUCCUUGAAGCACCGAUUAUAUGUUAUUGACACAUUCUAGUGAGAAGCACCUAAUGAUAAAAGCACAAUGUUCAGUAUCUGUAAACCCAGUAUUGGACCUGUCCUUUUGUUAUGCAUUUGCUAAAUUUAAUGGCAUGGUUUUAUUUUAAUAAAAGCAAUCACUCUACAAAAGCAAACCAGUUUCUAUAUAUGACACAGGAAAGCUUGCAAGUACAAAAGUUUUCUUAUUUUUAAAA